Messenger RNA from Cydia pomonella (codling moth), 4927 nucleotides. Its product is annotated as monocarboxylate transporter 4-like. The transcript is spliced from 12 exons. Gene Ontology annotation, biological process: transmembrane transport. NCBI's taxonomy places the organism in Eukaryota, Metazoa, Arthropoda, Insecta, Lepidoptera, Tortricidae. The record is from RefSeq and is a predicted model, not a curated record. Bases 1526 to 3406 code for a protein of 626 amino acids. Gene Ontology annotation, molecular function: monocarboxylic acid transmembrane transporter activity.
AAGAAUGAUGCAACCGGGUGUAUAUUGUAUAUGUAUGUACUACGUAUUAUCUUGUUAUUUAGGUACAUUAUUGUAUAUGGUCUUUUUAUAAAAAUAAAAUAAAAAAUAAAUAAAUAUUACAGGACAUUAGUACACAAAUUGACUACGUCCCACAGUAAGCUCAAUAAGACUUGUGUUGUGGGUACUUAGACAACGAUAUAUAUAAUAUAUAAAUAUUUAUAAAUACUUAAAUACAUUGAAAACACCCAUGACUCAGGUACAAAUAUCCGUGCUCAUCACACGAAUAAAUGCCCUUACCAGGAUUUGAACCCGGAACCAUCAUAGGCAGGGUCACUAUCCACUAGGCCAGACAGGUCGUCAAAAUAUAAUUGUUUUGGGUACCUAAUAUACAUCUGCAAAAUCCUUUUCCAAUAUGAAAUACUGAAAUCUCAAAGGAUGCUAAGACGAUGCUUACAGCGUGGCAUUCUGUAUUCGCUUAUUCCUUUGUAUUUUACUCUCGGUAGAUCCUCUCAACACCAACAAGUGAACGGAACGGAUCAACAAUACUAAGAUUCACAAAAUAUGUAAAUGUUUUGAUAACAGAUGUUUGCUUCAUCCUGUUAUAUGAAAUUCGAAUAAUAGAGUGUCAUGAUCAUGACAUAACCCCGAAUAUAUUUCCGGCCCACUAACACUCAGCGAUCACUCUCAAUUCGCGCCGACACAUUCAAUGUAAAUUACCUUCACUUCAACUAAGGACGCAUCUACAUAAAGCAAAGAGUCGAGGCGAGUAAGGAACAGUUCAGUGUCCAAACCAGAGGAAUGCAUAAAAUGUUGAUAGCAUUUUUAGAGCGGCCCUUCAAAAGUAGCUUAGUGUAAACGAAGCCUUACACUUUAACAGAGAGUGGGAACUCAUCUGAAGCACGUACGAACAAAGCAGCACUAUGAACGCAGAAUUUUAAUUUUAAUCGCAAUAUAUGAGCGUCACGAUAAACUUGUAAUACCUGCGCUCUGGCAUUCGUAUACCACGAGUUUCUCGCCGCAAGCCUUUGUGUCCGUUUUCAUUUAAAUCAAGCUUGUUUGAAUGGAUAACUUCAUUUGACUGGCGAUAAUUAGACAGUGAUCAACGAAUAAGCCGUUUUUGUGUAAUUACCAUGACUGCAAGAGCUCUCCGUCCAGUGUAACGUGAAGUGCAGUGUCGGGAAAGUAAUAAAAGAUGCAAGACGUGACUGUACACUUGUAAAUUGUCCGUGAUGUGAAAAAUAUGAAAUUUGGGCCUUUGUUAUAAGUGUAAAACUUGAUGAUGUGGAUAAAGUUUAGGUAACGGAACAUUAGAUUUGAGUGUAUUAGUAAAGGUGUAAUAGAAUGCGGGGUUUGUGCGAGUAGGGGUAGUUUGAGGAUGAGGAGCCGGAGCGUGUGACAGCACGCGCUGGGCGAGCGUCGAAUGCGGCGUGGCAGUGUAUACAGCGUCAGCGAGGGAGUGGAGCGGUGUGCCUGUGCCAGGUAGCGAGUGCGCGGGCGCGGGUGCGGGUGCAGCCAUGGCCGGCUGAUGGAGGCGGGCUGGUGGUCGCCGUCGCCGUCGGCCUCGCCGCCGCCGCCACCCCGCGCCCCGCCGCCGCGCUGCCGAUGCCGACACCCGCUUUCCACCAGCUACACCUGCCUGCCGCACUACGGUGAGACGAAUGGCUGGGCGACCGGCGUGGAGGGCGAGGAGGAGUCGACGGUGGGCGCGCUGCGCGAGCGGGAGCUGCGCUCGCUGCACCGCACCGUGCCCGCGCUGCGUCGGCGCGAGCUCGACACGCGCGCCAUCAAGCACCACUUCUACCCGGAGGGGGGUUGGGGAUGGAUUGUCUGCGGCGCCGCAUUCCUGGCGCACCUCCUGUCAACCGGGCUGCAGCUAGCGUACGGCGCGCUGCACGUCUACGCCCUCAAACAUCUCGGCCCCAACGCCGACCAUGCCGUAUGGGCGGGAGCAAUAUGCGUGGGAGUAUCUCGCGCCGCAGGCGCGAUGGUGGCGGGACGUCGACGUUCGCCACGGCUAGCCGCGCUGUUGGGCGGGCUGCUGCUACCGCUCGCCUGCCUGUUCACCUCUUUCGCGACGCAGUUGCACCAGACUAUGCUUAGCUACGGAGUGGUACUCGGGAUUGGGUGUGGACUGGUGAGGGAGGCAGCUGGCUUAGUACUCGGGGCGUACUUCCGACGGCGUCGGCAGUUUGUGGAGCUAGUGGCACACGCCGGCGGAGGCGUCGGCAUCGCACUCUUCAGCGUCGCGUAUAAGGAGGCAGUGGGGAAACUUGGUUGGCGGCUAGGCCUGCAGGCGAUCACUGGCAUACUGGUGCUAGCAUUUUUUCUUAGUGCUGUAUACCGAAGUGCAUCUCUCUACCACCCUCAACGCCGAGCUAUUUUACAUUUGAAAAACCAAAGACGAAAGGUAAAAGAAAAGAAAGGCAUGCGGAGGUCGACGCCGCUGAUCGAUCUAAGCCCUCUUAACUCUCGGCCUGCCAAAGUUUUGUUGCUGGCGGCUGGAGUGGCCGCGUUCGGACUUUACACUCCAGUAUUUUUUUUGGCCCUGCAAGGUUUCCAAGAGGGUUUGGAGGAGAGUGCGCUAGUACUCCUGCAAACGUUUCUGGGUUUCGCCGCAGUGCUGGGCUGCGCCGGCUUCGGGCUCGUGUUGGUGCGCCCGUCGGCACAGUGCCUCGUCUCCAAGCAGUAUUUGUGCCAAACUGCUAUGCUGGGCAUAGGCAUAUCAAUGCUCGCUUUAAGCAGCGUCGAGGGCUACCACGGAUACGUGUUGUUCGCCUGGAUGUACGGAUUGUGUUUGGGUGGUUAUCUUUACUCUAUAAAAAUGCUUACAAUGGAGCGCGUCAGGGGACGUCACUUCGCUAAAGUUUGGGGUUUCGUCCAAGGUGCAGAAGCUCUUCCUGUGAUAGUCGGUGUGCCGGUGACGGGAUACAUCAACCAGCAGGCGCCGCGAGCCGGCUUCUACUUCUCGACGGCCGCCACCCUCACCGGCGCUCUGCUGUUAUUCUUCGUGGGCUUCUCCAAGCGCGAGCCGGAGCCGCCGCCAGCGGCGCCCGCGCCGACCGUGUCGGAGGCGUGCCCGUGCGUGACGCCGCCGCGCUGCGAGCCGGCGUGGUGCGCGUGCGGCGCGGGCGGCGCUACGGCCUACUGCGCCUGGCCCGGGCCGUCGUGCAGCGCGCGCCUGCCCAAGUCCCUCUCCUACGCCGCGCCACUAGACCGUGUUUGCUGCUCGGCCGCCGCCUACCCCGAGUGCUGCCGCCGCGCGCCGCCGCUGCGGCCCUCGCGCAGCGUCCCUGAAGGCCUCGCCCGCCGCGGGAGCACUUGGAGCCGCGGCGGCUCCUAUCGUGCCUCCUGUCGCUGUCGCAGGCGGGAGCACCAUCUCAUAGAGCAGAUCACUACGUCGGUAUGAUCGUUCACUCAUUGAGUAGAUGCUCGUGAAUACGAUUAGUGAGAACUUGUAAAUAUUUAUUCUUUGUAGCUAAAGCUGAUAGUGGUUAGGAUAAAGCAAUAACGGGAUUGAUUAUAAUGUUGGAAGCAGUGCGAUUAUUGUAACUUAUUUGUCGACUUUUAUGUAUUAAGUUCACCAAUGCGCAGACAAGUAAAUUUUCAUUCCUGGUUCGAUCAAGAUAUAUAUUUUAAUGAAAUUGAAACAACUUAAACUUUUGAUCAUACUUAAGAUAUACAAAAUAUUUAUAUAAUUAUUAAAACUGAGUAUUUCUUGAAGUACUUGUGGGACCUCUAUCGUUAUGUAGCUCAUACGGAAAUAAUGUAAUGAAUACUCAUGUUUCAUCGAAUUUUAAUAUUUAAUCUAUGAUAUACUAAUAUCACUCAACUUUUGACCCUAUUCCUUUCCUGUCCAGUGUCCACGGCUAGCUAGAGCGAAUAUAGAUACAGGUAAAUUAGCCAGAGUUUCAAUCGAAUUCCUCACCAUUUAUUAAGUAGAUAUCAAAUGUACCUAGUUUAUUAACGAUUCUGAACAUAAAAAUACAUUUUAGUGUCAUAACUGUUUUACAGGACAUAUGGUUCUACAUUACCGCACUAGUGCGAUAAUUUGCACUUUACGUGUCAAGUGCCUAACAGCGUAAAACGAUAUACGAUACAUGUGCUAAUAGGUAAUUCACAACUCGUGUCGAUUUAAUUCAUCACUACUCGUUGCGAAUUUCCUGCUGUUCGCACUUGUAUCGUUAUGUACUAUUAACCUCAUUAAACAACAGCUGCCGUAGAUAUAUAUUUUAAGUUUACACUCUUCUUGCACUUUUUGAUAAGUUCAGUAUAGUACAUUACGAUACAAGUGCGAAAAAUAGGAAAUUCAAAAUGAGUGGCGAUAAAUUAAAACACGACCGAAGGGAGUGUUUUAAAUCGACACGAGUUGCGAAUUACCUAUUCGCACAUGUAUCGUACAACGUUUUACAGUACAUAUGGCCCUUUAAAUGUUUGACACAGUAACGUAAUAUGCUAAUUUGCGCACUAGUGCGGUAAAGUAGCACCAUAUGUACUGUAAAAUGUUAUUUUGCUUCAAUGAGUCUAACCAGCAAUAUUUCUUAACGAAUACUAAUACGAAAUUCCCAAAGAGUAGUUUUCUUUCAAUUUAUCUUUAUUAGAAAUGGUGAAGAGGCAGUUGUAACGCUUGCUGAUUUACUGCUAGGAGUAAGCAAAUGGAUAUAUCAAUAGAUCUUAUAACGGGAAACGCGAACAAAGUCAAUUUUAGCAAUUUGUGAAAUAACGUUUUUGACACGCGGCUCGGUAUGUGUUAGAAAGUUAUUUUUUCGUUAUUAUUAAGUAAUUAAAAUACUUUAUUGUUUGUUAAUCGUAGAAUGUAAUGAUCGUUUAUAAUUUGUGCUGUUACGAGGAUUGUUAUGUUUUUGUACCAAAGCGUGUUUUACAAUUUUGGUGGUGAAUAGAAAAGUUAUUAAAGAAAUUAGCAAUAUUA